AUGGCCGACCAGCUGACCGCUCAGCUCGAGAAGCUGUCCAUCGGCAAGCUCGAGUCCUUCCCCGGCUGCUACCCUGACGUCAACCCUAUCGAUGUCUACCGCUCCCACAUCACGUCGCUGCUGUACGAUGUGACGGGCAUCGAGAAGACCAUCAUCUACAACGCCCUCCAGUGGACCCAGAGCCUCGACAAGGGCGACCUGGUCCUGGCGGUCCCCGCGCUGCGCGUCAAGGGCAAGAAGCCCGCCGAGCUCACCGCUCAGUGGCUUGAGAAUUUCCCCGAGUCUCCCCUCAUCGAGAAGCCCGUGUCGUUCCAGAACGGCUCCUUCCUCCAGUUCUGGUUCAAGACUGGUCCUCUCUCCCAGCUCCUCAUCCCCCAGGUCCGCGCCCGCGGCCAGGCGUUCGGCAAGAACCCCAACAACGGCCUCAAGAACCCCGAGGACCCUUCCCUGGGCAAGAAGAAGAUCAUUGUCGAGUUCUCCUCCCCCAACAUCGCGAAGCCCUUCCACGCCGGCCACCUGCGAAGCACCAUCAUCGGCGGCUUCAUCGCCAACCUCUACGACGGCGCCGGCUGGGAUGUCACCCGCAUCAACUACCUCGGCGACUGGGGCAAGCAGUACGGCCUGCUGGCCCUCGGCUUCGACCGCUUCGGCAGCGAGGACGCCCUCAAGGAGGACCCCAUCAACCACCUCUACGAGGUCUACGUCAAGAUCAACGCCGCCAUGAGUGACGAGAAGGAGCAGAUCGCCGCCAAGGAGCAGGCCGGCGAGGACGUCACGGCCCUCAAGGACAACAGCCUGGACGAGCAGGCCCGCAAAUACUUCAAGGCCAUGGUCGCCGGCGACGAGGCCGCCGUCGCGCAGUGGAGGCGCUUCCGCGAUCUCAGCAUCACCCGCUACAAGGAGACGUACGCCCGCCUCAACAUCCACUUUGACGAGUACUCGGGCGAGAGCCAGGUCUCCGAGCAGGACAUGGAGGCCGCCGCCAAGAAGCUCGAGGAGAUGAAGAUCUCGGAGGAGUCGGAGGGCGCCGUCAUCAUCGACUUCACCAAGCACAUCCCCGGAAAGGCCGGCAAGAGCCUCGAGCGCCCCAUCAUCCGCAAGAAGGACGGCACGGCGCUGUACCUGACGCGAGACAUCAGCGAGCUGCUUCACCGCGAGAAGAAGUACAACUUUGACCACAUGAUCUACGUCGUCGCCUCGCAGCAGGACCUGCACCUGAAGCAGCUCUUCAAGAUCAUCGAGCUGAUGGGCUACACCGAGACGGCAAAGAAGUGCCAGCACAUCAACUUUGGCAUGGUUCUCGGCAUGAGCACGCGCAAGGGCACCGUCAAGUUCCUCGACGAUAUCCUGCGCGACGUCGGCGACAAGAUGCACGAGGUGAUGAGGAAGAACGAGACCAAGUACAACCAGGUCGAGAACCCGGAGGCCACGGCCGACAUCCUUGGCAUCAGCAGUGUCAUGGUCCAGGAUAUGAGCGGCAAGAGCAUGGUCGCGCUUUCGGAUGCACUGACACGUUUCGCCCGCUCUAGGAUCAACAACUACAAGUUCGACAUGGACACCAUGACCUCGUUCGAGGGCGAUACCGGACCGUACCUCCAGUACGCCCACGCCCGGCUGUGCUCCAUCUUCCGCAAGGCCGGCGUGCCGGAGGAGGAGGUGGCCAAGGCCGACCUCAGUCUGCUGACGGAGAAGCAUGCCAUUGAGCUGAUCCGCGUCAUCGGCCAGUACCCCGACGUUGUCCAGAACACGCUCAAGACGUUGGAGCCCACCACCGUGCUGACGUACCUGUUCCGCCUCACGCACGUCGUCAGCAGCAGUUACGACCACCUGCGCAUCGUUGGAAGCGAGCCAGAGAUCCAGAAGGCCCGCUUGGCGCUGUACACGGCUGCCAGGACCGUGCUCUACAACGGCAUGCGUCUGUUGGGACUGUCCCCGGUCGAGAGGUAA
Messenger RNA from Colletotrichum higginsianum IMI 349063, 1947 nucleotides. Its product is annotated as Arginyl-tRNA synthetase. Lineage: Eukaryota; Fungi; Ascomycota; Sordariomycetes; Glomerellales; Glomerellaceae. The transcript has 3 exons. Gene Ontology annotation, cellular component: mitochondrion; cytoplasm. Gene Ontology annotation, molecular function: arginine-tRNA ligase activity; ATP binding. Gene Ontology annotation, biological process: arginyl-tRNA aminoacylation; mitochondrial translation. The record is from RefSeq and is a predicted model, not a curated record. The coding region runs from base 1 to 1947 and encodes 648 amino acids.